This is a messenger RNA of Olea europaea var. sylvestris, 1812 nucleotides long. Its product is annotated as protein NUCLEAR FUSION DEFECTIVE 4-like. Lineage: Eukaryota; Viridiplantae; Streptophyta; Magnoliopsida; Lamiales; Oleaceae. Gene Ontology annotation, cellular component: membrane. The record is from RefSeq and is a predicted model, not a curated record. Bases 1 to 1806 code for a protein of 601 amino acids. The transcript has a single exon.
AUGGCUGAAACAGGGAUUACCACUAACUCUCCACCAGGAAAAGGAUGCGGAUUGUGUCGUUUUACAGUGCAAGUCCUCACCGGCCGGUGGUUCAUGAUGUUUGCUUCCUUCCUGAUAAUGGCUGGCGCUGGUGCAACCUAUCUCUUUGGUGUUUAUUCAAAAGUGAUAAAGGCCACGCUUGGCUAUGAUCAAUCAACCCUAAAUACUUUAAGCACAUGCAAAGAUUUGGGAGCCAAUGUCGGAGUUCUAUCUGGCCUAAUAGCCGAGGUUACACCAACAUGGUUCGUGCUCUUGAUCGGAUCACUCAUGAAUUUUGCAGGCUAUUUUAUGAUAUGGCUUUCAGUGACUAGAAGAAUAUCAACACCCAAAGUUUGGCAAAUGUGUCUCUAUAUAUGCAUUGGGGCGAAUUCGCAGAAUUUUGCAAACACGGGUUCAGUUGUUACUUGUGUGAAAAACUUUCCAGAAGGCCGAGGUAUGUUGCUGGGUUUAAUGAAGGGUUACGUAGGACUAAGUGGUGCAGUUUUUACCCAACUUUAUCUUGCAAUAUAUGGAAAUGAUGGUAAAUCUUUAAUUCUUCUCAUCGGUUGGCUCCCAGCAGUGAUUUCAAUAUUCUUCAUCUUUAACAUUAGGGCACUGAAAAUUUCUAGGCAUCCAAAUGAGAUUAAUGUUUUAUAUGAGAAUCUGAUAAUAUCAGUUACUUUGGCAUUGGUCUUAAUGGGAUUAACAAUAGCACAAAAAUAUAUUAAUUUUUCUCAUAAGGCCUUAAUUGGAAGUGCCACUAUUGUUUGUGCUUUGCUUUUCCUUCCAUGUCUUAUUGCGAUCCGAGAAGAAUUUUAUACUUGGAGAUUGAACAAAGAGGAGGCUAAAAAAGCCCCUUCUGGGGUUCUUGUUGAGGAACCACCUUUGACAGAAUCAAAACCUGCAGAAGAGAUUGAGCCAGAAAUCGUGGAAUUGGUAGAAUAUGAGAAACCCAUGGUCGAAGAAAAGAAAGAAACUUCAUGGUAUGAAAACAUAUGCAAAAAACCGAAAAGGGGUGAAGAUUACACAAUAUUACAAGCCCUACUAAGUGUAGACAUGAUAAUACUUUAUGUGGCUACAUUUUGUGGAUUAGGUUGCAGUUUAACUGCAGUUGAUAAUUUAGGCCAAAUUGGUGAAUCAUUAGGCUAUCCAACUCAUACUGUCAGUACAUUUGUUUCCCUAGUAAGCAUAUGGAACUUUUUUGGUAGGGUUUUUUCAGGGUUUGUCUCAGAAAAACUAGUUUUGAAAUGGAAAAUACCUCGUACUCUUAUGAUGACAUUUUCCCUCGUGUUACCAUGCAUCGGAGACCUGUUGAUCGCGUUGCCCUUUCCGGGAUCAGUCUACAUUGCUUCGUUGUUGAUCGGAUUCUCUUAUGGUAUACAAUUGACCGUGCUUUUCAUCAUCAUUUCAGAGCUUUUUGGAUUGAAAUAUUACUCAACUCUCUUUAAUUGUGGUCAAUUGGUUAGCCCUCUUGGAUCAUACAUAUUUAACGUGAGAACCGUCGGAAAGCUGUACGAUAGAGAGGCAUUGAAACAACUUGCAAGUAAAGGGAUGACACGAUCAAUGGUACGCGAGCUAACAUGCAUGGGGAAGCAGUGUUACAGACUAUCUUUCUUGAUUUUAGCCUGUGUGAACUUAUUUGGAGCUCUUGUUUCAUUGAUAUUGGUGUUCAGAACAAGGAAAUAUUACCAGACUGAUAUCUACAAGAGGUUUAGGGAUGAAAUGGAAAAGAAUGAGAAAGAAAUGGCGGCGGUUUCCACCGGGUAUAUUCAGGCUCGCAGCAUAUAGAUCAGG